Molecule: messenger RNA, 2307 nt
Organism: Sander lucioperca (pikeperch)
Lineage: Eukaryota; Metazoa; Chordata; Actinopteri; Perciformes; Percidae
Gene: slc29a4a
Product: solute carrier family 29 member 4
Exons: 11
Coding region: 404-2050 (548 amino acids)
Biological process (GO): nucleoside transmembrane transport
Cellular component (GO): plasma membrane
Molecular function (GO): monoamine transmembrane transporter activity; nucleoside transmembrane transporter activity
Source: RefSeq, a predicted model, not a curated record
CUCUCCUCAUCCGUCCAUACACUUAUUUUCUCUGCUGUUGGAUGGUGCGGUACAGGAGCGCAGCGCAUGCAGGACGGCACCGGUUUCUUCCCUUCUGUCUGAUGGAGACAGGCUGAGGAGGGACAAGGACCGGUCCGGCAGAGACCACCUCGAGGAUCCUCGCGGGGAAGAAGUCCGUUUCCGCUGCUGUGGAGCAGCCACGGAACAGGGGGACGAGAGUGGAGACAGUAGAGAUCCUCCAUCAUCUGAAGGUCUCCUGCCUCUCUUCUAGGCCGUGUCUCAGAGAUUGUGUUUAACAUACAUGCUCCCAAGAGUGUGUAGCUUGUAGAGUCAAGAGGAGUGUUUAGUGUGUGUGUGUGUGUGUGUGUGUGUGUGUGUGUGUGUGUGUACUUGAAGCUCAGACAUGGGCUCAGUGGGAGCGGAGCGCCGCAGGCCAACGCCACAGAUUCCCGAGGAGAGGGAUGUGUGGAGGGAUGGAGGAAGAGCUGGAUGGAGGGAUGGAGGAAGGGAGGGCUGGAGAGAGGGAAGAGAGAGCGGCGUGGUGCAGAGCUACAGCUUUGACUCGUACCAGCUAGAGGAGGAGGAGAUCAGUAAAGAUGCCCCCGAGCGAGGAGUGCUGGCUCUAUCCGAGCCCGACAUUGAGGAGCCGAUCCCUGACGACCGUUACCAUGGCAUCUACUUUGCAAUGCUAUUGGCUGGCGUGGGUUUCCUGCUUCCCUACAACAGUUUCAUCACUGAUGUGGACUACCUACACCACAAGUUUCAAGGGACAUCCAUAGUGUUCGACAUGAGUCUGACGUACAUCCUGGUGGCUCUGCUGGCCGUCAUCCUCAACAACGUGCUGGUAGAGAGACUCAGCAUGCACACUAGAAUCACUGUGGGUUACAUCUUCGCUCUCGGACCGCUGGUCUUUGUCAGUGUGUUUGAUGUGUGGCUGGCCAAGUUCACCACCAGGCAGGCUUAUAUUAUCAACCUCGUGUCAGUGGGAGUGGUGGCCUUUGGAUGUACAGUGCAGCAGUCUAGUUUCUAUGGUUACAUGGGAAUGCUGCCCAAGAGGUACACACAGGGGGUGAUGACCGGAGAGAGUACAGCAGGUGUGAUCAUCUCCCUGUCGCGGAUCUUCACCAAGCUACUGAUCCCCGACGAGAGGAGGAACACGCUCAUCUUCUUCCUCGUCUCCAUCAGCAUGGAGAUGCUCUGCUUCCUGCUUCACCUGCUGGUCCGACGCUCCCAAUUUGUCCGUUACUACACCAGCCACUCCCAGGGCAAAGGCCCGGCCAAAGGCCACGACCCGCGUGACAACGGGACCGGGUACAGAGUGCACCAUGAUGUCAUCACAGAGGAAGUAAGAUUUGGAAAUGGUGGGACAACACCGAUCACAACAGAGGAAGGCGUUGAGGACUUUGAGGGUGGGACGUAUGUGCGAUUCGACGCCCCGAAAGCCAAGAUAAGGAGGAGCUGGCCUGGUGUCCGCGACAUGAUCUUGCAUCGUUACGUGGUGUCCCGUGUGAUCUGGGCCUACAUGCUGUCUAUAGCAGUGACCUACAGCAUCACCCUGUGUCUGUUCCCCGGGCUGGAGUCAGAGAUACGAAACCCCACCUUAGGAGAGUGGCUCCCCAUCCUCAUCAUGGCCACCUUCAACAUGUCGGACUUUGUUGGCAAGAUUCUGGCAGCGCUGCCGUACGACUGGUCCGGAGGCCGCCUGCUCUUCUUUUCCUGCCUGAGAGUAGUCUUCAUCCCUCUGUUCGUCAUGUGUGUGUACCCGGCCAGCGCGCCCACCCUGUCCCAUCCUGCCUGGCCCUGUCUCUUCUCCCUCCUUAUGGGAGUCACCAACGGCUACUUUGGGUCUGUGCCGAUGAUCCAGGCUGCGGGCAAAGUGCCGCCCGAACAGAGGGAGCUGGCAGGGAACACCAUGACAGUGUCCUAUAUGACAGGCUUGAUGGUGGGCUCCGUCGUGGCGUACGCGGCUUACAGCUUCACAGCUCCGCCACCAUGGCCAUCACGGCCGUGCGUCACCUAUCACACACCUGUCAACACAACUGCAUUUUGAAUGUCCACACACUUAAUUAAACAAACACAUAUAAACACACAGACAUGUACACACACCUGCAGCCAUUUACACAUGCGAGAUCCUGGCCAGAAGAAGCAACACUGACUGAUGGACUCGAGUCCAGCAGCAGAGGACAAGAAGUCAUCUGUAAUGAACCCUUUAAAGGUUCAUGUUUAUACUCAGAGAGAUUGAUUCUCCUUUGUCCAGAUUAUGCUUCAAUUUGGCUCACUGGAUAAAGGAAGAGGAAUAAGAUCCAA